Molecule: messenger RNA, 1643 nt
Organism: Gambusia affinis (western mosquitofish)
Lineage: Eukaryota; Metazoa; Chordata; Actinopteri; Cyprinodontiformes; Poeciliidae
Product: programmed cell death 1 ligand 1-like
Exons: 6
Coding region: 119-1210 (363 amino acids)
Biological process (GO): negative regulation of T cell proliferation; immune response; cell surface receptor signaling pathway
Cellular component (GO): external side of plasma membrane
Source: RefSeq, a predicted model, not a curated record
GUCUCUGAGGAGCAACAUGGGAGCUGGUUCAUGAUUCCAGUUUGGUGAGAUGUUUUAAAUCUCCGUCACGCCUUUUCCCUCCCGUCAGCUCAGCCGUCGGCUGAUACCCGACCAGACGAUGACGGAGAUGAAGUGUGUCGUGUUUUGGGGCGUCGUGACGUUUUUCUGGACCCUCUGCAGAGGAGACGUCUCCUGUGUUUUCAGUCAGGUCUGCUUCCUGCCAUGCAGCUUCCAGCCGGCCGACCAACCGGCGGUCCACUGGACUCGUCUGGCAGCAGCAGAAUCUGUGGUUCAUUCUUACUAUGACGGCAGAGACCAAGUCCAACACCAGAACCAGAACUUCAGAGGCCGGACGUCCCUGUUUGUGGACCGGGUGUCCUCAGGAAACGCCUCUCUGCUGCUGACCGGAGUGAAGGUCCAGGAUCAAGGCAGAUAUUUGUGCAACUGCAGCACCUCAGCAGGAACCAGGCUGGCAGUCAUCAGAGUCUCAGUGGACGCUCCGGUAAAGACGGUCAACCUUCGACAAGCAGAGAACCGGGUCGUCUGCAGCUCGGACGAGAUCUACCCUGAACCGAACCUCACCUGGUCCACCGAGCCGCCGUCCGAAUUCGUCCUCCAGAGCUCGACUCUGGUGCAGCGGACCGAGCAGCAGCUGUUCAACAUCAGCAGCUCCCUGAAGGUUCCGCACAACGACACGGACCUGACCUACGUCUGCACGGUCAGAACCCGCAGGAACCACCAGACCAGCAGGCUGGAGAACCCGAAAACAGAAGGUCGAGUUCAGGGGCUGGGGAUAGUUGUUGGAGUCAUUUUGGUGUCAGUGUCAACCAUGGCGGUUCCGUUCUGUGUUGAAAAAUGUACCAAGUCCAGGAAGUCCAAACGAUCCCGGCAGCAGAACAUUUCCAUAGAAGAACAACAACUAGAGAAUAGACUAAUCAGCAGUCAUCUAGAAGAAGAACAACCAGGGAAUGGACCAAUCAGCAGUCAUCUAGAAGAAGAGCAACCAGGGAAUGGUCCAAUCAGCAGUCAGCUAGAAGAACAGCAACCAGGGAAUGGACCAAUCAGCAGUCAUCUAGAAGAAGAACAACCAGAAAAUGGUCCAAUCAGCAGUCAGCUAGAAGAACAACCAGAAAAUGGACCAAUCAGCAGUCAGCGGAUCCUGGAGGAGACUCCACCCACAGAGGAAACUCAGAGUCACCAAACAGGUUAAACUGCACUGGGUGGAGCUGAAAACGAGCUGACCUCUCUGGGAAUAAUGGACCCGAUGGCGUCCUGAGCUUCAGGGAAACUGAGCCAGAACCAGAACCAAACUGGUCCAUCUGAACCAGAACUCUGAGGAGAUUCUGGUUCUGUUAAAUGAACUUUCUGACCUGCUGCUGUCAGACAAACAGAACCAGUGAACUGAUGUUGAGAUGAGGCACUUCAUGUUGUUGCACUUAUUUCUUCUAAAUUGAUAUAUUUCAGGUUUUCUUGCUGUUUUUAGGUAAAUCUGCUACAUUUUCAUCCAUCAACAGGUUAAGAUAAUUUGUUAUUGUUAAUUAUUGUCUUAAAACAAGUUGCUUUAUCUUGCUAGAGUUGCUUUGAAGGUAUUUUUAUCUUAUUUCAACUGUACAGAAACAUUUGCACUAAAAACUAGAUCAUAA